AUGACCGGCCCGCGCUCGCCGGGGCGGCUCCUGACCCGGCUGCUGGGCGCGCGCUGCGGCCCGCGGCUCCCUAAGCUGUGCGGCGGCCGGCGGCCCGGGGCGCGCAGGACCCUGCUGCUGGGCACGGCCUGCGCCAUCUACCUGGGCUUCCUGGUGAGCCAGGUGGGGCGCGCGGCCCCGCGGCCCCGGGACGCGGCGGGGAGGGCGCAGCCCCGGGGCGGCCGCGCGGCCGGAGCGCCCUUGGCCGAGGGCCCCUGGGCCGGCACCGUCGGCGCCCCCGAGCCCCGGGGCGCGGGCUCCGCGCUGCCGCUCAACGUGGUGUACAUCACCCUGCGCUCCCGGCGCAGCAAGCCCGCGCACAUCCGCGGCACCGUGAGGCCCAAGCGCAGGAAGAAGCCCGCGCUGGCGUCGCCGCGCCCCGGCCCGGGCCGCCACGUCUCGGCCGCCCCGUCCCCCGGGCCCCGGCGCUCGGCCGCCCACGCGCCCCCCGGGGCUCGCACGCGGGGCUCGGGGGCGCCCGCCGGGGGCCGGGAGAGCGGCAUCCGGAUCUACAGCGAGAGCGCCCCCUCGUGGCUGAGCAGAGACGACAUCCUGAGGAUGCGCGCGCUGGCGGACGGCGCGCUGGCCCCGGCCCCGGGGGGCCGCGCGCACCUGCUGCUGCUGGGGGCCGGCGCCCCGGGCUCCGCGCGCCGCUGCGGCCCCCGCGCCUGCGGGCUGCUCCGGCGGCCCCUGGACCUCAGCGAGGUCUUCGCCUUCCACCUGGACAGGAUCCUGGGCCUCAACAGGACCCUGCCGGCCGUGGGCAGGAGAUCCGAGCUCAUCCAAGAUGGCCGCCCAUGCCCUCUCAUUCUCUGGGACUCAUCUUUAUCUCCAGCAAGUAACGAGACCCACUCUUCUGUUAAGCUCACCUGGGGAACUUACCAACAGUCGUUGAAACAGAAGUGCUGGCAAAAUGGUCGAGUGCCCAAACCUGAAUGGGGUUGUACUGAAAUACAUCACCAUGAGUGGUCCAAGCUGGCACUCUUCGAUUUUUUGUUACAGAUUUAUAAUCGCUUAGAUACAAAUUGCUGUGGAUUCCGACCUCGAAAGGAAGAUGCCUGUGUACAGAAUGGACUGAGGCCAAAAUGUGACGACCAAGAUUCUGUGGCUCUGGCACACAUUAUCCAGCGAAAGCAUGACCCAAGGCAUUUGGUCUUCAUAGACAACAAGGGUUUUUUUGACAGGAGUGAGGAUAACUUAAACUUCAAAUUGUUAGAAGGCAUUAAAGAGUUUCCCGAAUCUGCAGUUUCUGUUUUGAAGAGCCAGCACUUACGGCAGAAACUCCUUCAGUCCCUGUUUCUUGAUAAAGUUUAUUGGGAGAGUCAAGGCGGUAGACAAGGAAUUGAAAAACUCAUCGAUGUAAUAGAACAGAGAGCCAAAAUCCUUCUCACCUACAUCAAUGCACAUGGGGCCAAAGUAUUACCUAUGAAUGAAUAACAAAAGCAUCUUCUGGGUAUAAUACUAGGCAUAUUUAUGCUUUUUUUUUGUUUUUGUUUUCAAACCACAUGCACAAACCUCAAGCCUUUUUAGGAAUGAGGCAGUGUAGAUGAAUAUAUAAAACAAAUGAAUUUAACCAAGUGUAUAUGAUCGGUCUGAGCACUAUAAGCAGACUUAAAACCUUUUAAAAAACAUACUGCUCCAAGGAUUUUUGUCCAUAUUUUCCUCUAACAUCAUGUCAUGCGAGUCUCAACAUCUGAUUACAGAAUGGUUGUAAUCAUUAUUUAGCUUUGUUAAAACAUUUGUCGUGCCUUUUAACAGAACAGUGUAAACCAGAGGUACUGACUCCUUUAACAAAGUGUAUUUUAUGCCAUAUUGACUGGUCUGAUCAAGUACUGAUGGGAACGGUUCUUGACAUUCUUCAGUUGCUGAUUGUUAAAACAGAGCCGUCCCAAUAUGACCCAGAGGAGGCAGUUCCAUAUUGGAAAACUGAGGCAUGUGAUCUACAAAAACACCAGCACACACAAUAAUUCUACACGAGAAAUGGUGGGUUAUUUGCAAAAGCGCCGAUAUAUUCUAUCUGCAUAUGAUCGGCCAUCUCUGUGAGUCUGAGAAACAAAAAUCACAGUUUCACUUUUUUUUUUUUUUUUUUUUUUAGAAAUUUGUUUUGUUUUCAGUUUUGAAACCAUCCAAGUAUGACAAUUUAUACAGUAGGUAGUUUUGCUUCCUCAGUUUUGGUCCAAUUUACGUCUAGUGGCUUAGACAUUAAACAAUUUUAAGGUAUAAAUUAGCUUAUUUGAAACUAUACUUCUAGUGUGCCUUUUUUUAAUGGAUGCUCUUUGAAAAAAUGUCAUUUUUACAAAGGAUAUACUAUAGUUUUGUAUAUUUUCUUAAUAAUAGGGGAUUUCUUUAGAUUUGUUCUAAUUAUAUUUAAACUGACUUAAAUGAUGUUGCUGAGAUACUGACGAUAGAACCAGAUACCGAGUGCAUUUAGAUAUGCUGUUUGGCUUAUCCUAAUAUGAAAAAUAUGAACAAAAUAAAUUGAAACCUGACUCUUUUCAGUUCUCCUCAUUGAAAGCACAUGACUAGAACUAAAACAGUGAAUUUGGACAAUAUUAAGCUUCAAAUAAUUCCUCCCAAACUCCCUCUACCAACUUUUUAAUUAGGCACAGGGACAUGGAAGUACAGUAUUCAUGUGUUGGAUCUUUGUGUCCUGGAAAGAUACCCAUGUCAUCACAUAUGAUAGAUGUUCUUACAGAGGUUUCAAAUCUUGAACAAGUCAUCAUUCUACCCCCCUCACACCUAUCCUUAUUUAAAAGCUGAUAUACUGACUUCUUUUUCCCCUGAAAGUUUAAAAAUAUGAUUUAAGAAUGCUGUACUACAUUCUAUUCUGUUUUCUCGAGUCUGUGUGUUAUUGCUAAAGUCCCAUAUCUUCUGUGUUCUAAUCAAGGGUCGCUUAAUAUCACUGUAAAGUAGAACUGUUAAAGGCAUUACAACAAUAAAGACUAAAAUUUAAAAAUAUAUAUACCUGUAGAUUCUAAUUUAUUCAAAGGUAUAGGGACAAAAAUGUCAAAACAACGCCUGCUAACUCUAAGAGAAGACAGGCAAGGAGAGAGGGAUCAUUUGAUCACCUAAUUAGAACUUUUCUAGGCUCACAUUCAAGUACCACUUUUUAACAUCCUUAUUUGCUGGGCUAACCCUUAGAGAAGUGGCCUUCAGACCAUUCUUCUUUCCCAUUAUCCCUCUACCACUCUGAUCUCCCUUCUCCUGUUCCACAUGUCCCGUGCACUCUUUGGCUCUCCCGAGUCUCUACUUUUACCUGCUGUGCUCCGGCUUUUAAAAAUCCCCUUUUCUCUCAUUAAUCAGUAUUUUAAUAAAAAAAAAAAAAAACUGUCCUAACAGAAGCUUGGAGACCCAGGUUCUAUUUUGAGCCACUGACUUAAAAUAACUCAUUGUCAAGUUGCCUUGUACCUUGUCUUAUCAAGGUGGCAUAUUUUCAUUUUAAUAUGCUUUUUAUGGAGUAGAGCAUCUUUAUCCAAAUUUGUGAUAUUAGUGGUGGGAAUUCCAGUCUCCUUAGAAAUGAGCUAUAAUGUUGCCUCUCCAGCUGCACUGCUUUGGGGCAGCUUGGUUCUCCCUUAUGUGGGUCUGGUUUUGCUUAUUUGCCUCCAGUUAUUCUGACAUGCUUAAUAUUAAAUGAAAGGUCCAGGAACACAUGUUUAUUUUAGUCACCUUUGCUUUUUAACAAUGUAUUUUGCUUUAUAAUCAGUGAAUAAUUCAUGCCGUAUUAUUUUUGAAUAAUGGAUAGCUACAGGGCCAGGCUUUUACUUCUAAGUAACACUCCUCUUUUUUCUCACUGAAACAAUGAGAGUACUCUGCGCCUUUCAGAUGCACUCAGAUUAUGCUGUGGUUUGGUUCACAUAAGCAUAUUAUGUGGUUUAUUUAUAACUUGAUAAAUUUAAAAUAGAACAAUUUACCUUGGCAGGCAUACAAAAGCUUGUUCUUGUGUGACUUAUUUUCUUUAAGCUGAUAAUAUGAAAAUAAAUACAUAUCUUAAAAAUCUAUAAUAAAAAUAUUAGAAAAUAAA
Molecule: messenger RNA, 4060 nt
Organism: Canis lupus familiaris (dog)
Lineage: Eukaryota; Metazoa; Chordata; Mammalia; Carnivora; Canidae
Gene: GASK1B
Product: golgi associated kinase 1B
Exons: 4
Coding region: 1-1476 (491 amino acids)
Cellular component (GO): Golgi apparatus
Source: RefSeq, a predicted model, not a curated record